AUGCAUGGCUGCUCCAUCACGUCCCCACCCACUCACAUUGCCGAUCCAUUGGCGUCGCAUCCAGACAGUCCAAAUGACAUAACUCCUCUAGGCUGCAUUGAACAGGAACGAUGGGCGGUUCAGGAAGGCUACGAACACGACACAUCAAUGUUUCUAUCGUCGUUGAACCACGGAAUGUCUCGUCCACCUAAUCUAAAUGCGCCGCUUAGAGUCGGGUGCUUUGGUGCCACGGGCGAAACCGGAGGUGGAAAAAUCUUGCAAUGCUACACUGGGUCAACUACGUGGGUCUACUCAUCUAGCAUCCUCUGGGAUACCAUGGCUGCUACCCGUGUUUAUGCACCUGUGCUCUGUGUAGCCGAAAAGGAAGUCGGUGAAACCGAACGAGGAGUUGUUCUCACUCACGUAAUGGGGCUGAGCUUCCUACUCUAUGGGACAACACACGUCGCCCUUCGCUUUCGCAAACAAAUUUGGCAAGUUGAGGAGGAGGAGUGGUGGAAGCAGGAGUGA
This is a messenger RNA of Echinococcus granulosus, 507 nucleotides long. RefSeq lists its product as hypothetical. The transcript is spliced from 2 exons. NCBI's taxonomy places the organism in Eukaryota, Metazoa, Platyhelminthes, Cestoda, Cyclophyllidea, Taeniidae. The record is from RefSeq and is a predicted model, not a curated record. Bases 1 to 507 code for a protein of 168 amino acids.